Messenger RNA from Myotis myotis, 1927 nucleotides. It is a transcript of the gene FOSL1, whose product is annotated as FOS like 1, AP-1 transcription factor subunit. Lineage: Eukaryota; Metazoa; Chordata; Mammalia; Chiroptera; Vespertilionidae. Gene Ontology annotation, biological process: regulation of transcription by RNA polymerase II. The transcript has 5 exons. The coding region runs from base 247 to 1284 and encodes 345 amino acids. Gene Ontology annotation, molecular function: RNA polymerase II cis-regulatory region sequence-specific DNA binding; DNA-binding transcription factor activity, RNA polymerase II-specific. Gene Ontology annotation, cellular component: nucleus. The record is from RefSeq and is a predicted model, not a curated record.
AGCGCCCGCCGGGACGGGGGCGGGAGCAGGAGCAGGGACCGCACUUGGGGCCGUGGCGGGUCCUGCCCACUCCCCGCCGUCCAGGGGCAGGUUUCCCCACAACCCAGGGGCAUAACAGAAUUCUGACAACCUCUCUCUCGCUCUUUCUCUCUCAUCCCCUUUCCCCUCGCUGCCUGCUGUCUGUCUGUCCCUCCGUCUUUCUUUCCUCCUGUCCUUACCUUUUUUAUUCCCUCCUGUCCGCCGCUCAUGGCUUUGUCCCAUCUGAGCUCCAAGGGGGGCGGGCACCUGCGUUGUCCCAGCCCAGACGGGUCUGAUUCAUCCGGGACUACGUUCCCGGGGUGGGCUUCCGAGUCCCGACUGCGACCCAGACGUCCCCACACCGGAGGGAGGAGGGGCCCAUCAGCUUUUCCCUACCGACCGGGAAUCCUCGGCCCCGUCUGCUGGGGCCAGUCCAGACCGGGAGGUGCCGGGCCGUGCGCGGGGUCGUGCAGCGGGCAACUCCCGCACCCCCGACGAUCGGCACCGAACGGCGCCCGCUGGCGGCUGGGGCGACCCGCGAGGCUGCAGAAGUUCCACCUGGUGCCAAGCAUCAAUGCUGUGAGUGGCAGCCAGGAGCUGCAGUGGAUGGUUCAGCCUCACUUCCUGGGACCCAGCAGCUACCCCAGACCUCUGGCCUAUCCUCAGUACAGCUACCCACAGCCCCGGCCAGGAGUCAUCCGGGCCCUGGGGCCACCUCCAGGGGUGCGUCGCCGGCCCUCUGAACAGAUCAGCCCAGAGGAGGAGGAGCGCCGUCGGGUGAGGCGCGAGCGGAACAAGCUGGCCGCGGCAAAGUGCAGGAACCGGAGGAAGGAACUGACCGAUUUCCUGCAGGCGGAGACCGACAAGCUGGAGGACGAGAAAUCAGGACUGCAGCGAGAGAUUGAGGAGCUGCAGAAGCAGAAGGAGCGGCUGGAGCUGGUGCUCGAAGCCCACCGCCCCAUCUGCAAAAUCCCGGAAGGAGCCAAGGAGAGCGCCACUGGUGGCCCAGGCGGUGCCAGCAGCCCAGCAGCCCCCUCCCGCCCUGUGCCUUGUAUCUCCCUCUCCCCAGGGCCUGUGCUUGAACCCGAAGCAUUGCACACCCCCACGCUCAUGACCACACCCUCUCUGACUCCUUUCACACCCAGUCUGGUUUUCACCUACCCCAGUACGCCUGAGCCCUGUGCCUCAGCCCAUCGCAGGAGCAGCAGCAGCAGUGGGGACCCAUCCUCUGAUCCCCUAGGCUCCCCCACCCUCUUGGCCUUGUGAGGCACUCUGGUUAUCCUCCCUGGCCAAUAUCUCCCCAUCCAUUGGUCCAGCCGGCCUGGGCUAGAUACCAUGCUCAACCCCAGCAGGUUCUCCAUCCCUCCAGAUGAGACUGAGCCUAUUUGGCUUCCUGGCAGAGCCAGCUUGGGGCCACCAAAGCUGCUCAGUUUCUCCAGAGCUCGCCUCUCUAGCACCAUUUGCAUUAAAUCAGAGACAAACUAGUUCCCAUUUGUGCAAGAGAACUCCUGGCAGCCCCAAAGGACUUUAUAGACCUCUAGAGGUUUUCUGGAGCCCUAACCCCCUCCAGGCCUUCCCUAAGUCUUCAUUACCCUCUUCCUGUGAUCCACCCAACCAUACCCCCGGACAGAAGGUGAUAUGAUACCAGCCUAGAACACUAACUCACCCAGCCCCACUGCCAGCAGCACCCGGUGAUUGAACCAGGGCAUUCUGCCAUCCCCUCCAGAAAUGGCACAGUUCAAGAGUGCUAGAGACUUCUGUGAUGAGCUGAGCUGCAGCCCCUGGCUCUGAGAAGACUUUAGCUCCAGGGAAUCUAAGCCUCCACUGCAAGGGCAGCUGCUAUUUAUUUUCCUAAAGAGAGUAUUUUUAUACAAACCUGCCAAAAUGGAAUAAAAGGCUUGAAGCUCUG